AUGCGGCACCAUCUGUUGUUCUCACUAAGUUGGGCCGCGGGUUUUGUGCCACCAUGUACCUUGAUCUCCCCAUGGCAGUGGAAGGUCUUGGCCCGGACACAGGAGCAGGUUGGGGUCCAGGCGACCACGACGGAGCGGCUGGUGGCGUACAACCCAGUACAGAACGCCUACGCGGUCGAAAAGAGUGCACAGCGUGCCACGCCCGCGAUCCUGCAGCAGCCACUCCUCAGCUACCUUGACCCCGACGAAGCCUGCAGCAAAUACGCCGCCGGGGGCGGCAGCCUCAUUACCCAGCAGGACGACCUGAAAGCCGCCCUGGACGAGGACGACUCGGACGAAGAUGAGGAGGACGACGAGGACGAGGAGGACGAGGAAGAGGCAACCCAAACGGGGAAGCCUGUCGCGUCGCUGCAAGAGCAACUAGCCCCCACUACCAGCACCUACCCUAUCCUCGCCAAACAACUGAACACGACCGGCGUACUCAAAGACUACACCGCCCGAAACACGUUUAAAAGUCUAGCCCUCCUCUUCAACCAAUAA
This is a messenger RNA of Gregarina niphandrodes, 540 nucleotides long. RefSeq lists its product as hypothetical. The transcript has a single exon. The coding region runs from base 1 to 540 and encodes 179 amino acids. The record is from RefSeq and is a predicted model, not a curated record. NCBI's taxonomy places the organism in Eukaryota, Apicomplexa, Conoidasida, Eugregarinorida, Gregarinidae.